Messenger RNA from Oryza sativa Japonica Group (Japanese rice), 1746 nucleotides. Its product is annotated as SEC14 cytosolic factor. Lineage: Eukaryota; Viridiplantae; Streptophyta; Magnoliopsida; Poales; Poaceae. The record is from RefSeq and is a predicted model, not a curated record.
GAUUUUCGGCCUUUAUAAACCAGCAUCACCCCUCCCCUAAUCCUCGACCUCACCAUCGUCGGCCGGACCUCCACGGACCGCAUACGCGCGACACGAGCACACGACCACGCAAUACGCAGCAGCAGCAGCAGCUACCCAGCAGAUCGAUCCGACCGACGGAGGAAGAAGAUAAAAGGGCAGAAGAGAAGGGGUGUGUGUGGAAAAGGCGAGUAAAGACUCCAGCUUUCUCCCCGUUUGACCUCGCCCUGCUCACCGCGAAGGCUCGCCCCCCUCCCUCUUCCCUCCCCGCCGCCGUCACCGGCGGCAGGCAGCAAUGGCGGCCGCUUCGGAGGAGGCCAUCAAGCAGUUCUCCGCGCUGAUGGAGCUGCUGGAUGAGCCGCUCAAGACCACAUUCCAGCAUGUCCAUCAAGGAUACGCAAGAGGAACUCUGGUGCGUUUUCUAAAGGCCAGAGAAUGGAAUGUUCCGAAAGCACAUAAAAUGUUAAUGGAUUGCUUAAAUUGGAGGAUACAAAAUGGGAUUGACAGCGUUCUGGCUAAACCUAUAGUCCCUUCUGAUUUAUACAGAACUAUUCGGGAUACGCUGCUGGUUGGAUUGACAGGAUACUCCAAGCAGGGACAACCUGUCUAUGCAUUCGGUGUUGGGCUCAGUACCCUUGACAAGGCAUCGGUGCACUAUUAUGUGCAAUCACACAUACAGAUGAAUGAAUAUCGAGAUCGUGUUGUACUGCCGAAAGCCUCUAAGAUGUUCGGGAAACAGAUUAACACUUGCCUAAAGGUUAUGGAUAUGACGGGGCUGAAGCUUUCUGCCUUGAACCAAAUAAAGAUGUUAUCUACGAUAACAGCCAUCGAUGACCUUAACUAUCCUGAGAAAACAGAGACCUAUUUCAUUGUCAAUGCUCCAUAUGUUUUUUCAGCAUGUUGGAAGGUUGUGAAGCCUCUUCUACAAGAAAGAACAAAAAGGAAAAUUAAAGUCCUGUACGGCUCAGGAAGAGAUGAAUUACUAAAGGUUAUGGACUAUGAGGCACUCCCAAACUUUUGCAAGCGAGAAGGAUCAGGCUCGUCGAAUGAUUCGUCGGAUGGAGUUGAUUGCUACUCCUAUGAUCACCCUUUUCACCAGGAGCUGUAUAAUUACAUCAAACAGCAAGCCCUGAAUGAAGACUUCAUCGGUCCCAUAAAGCAAGGCUCAAUGCAUGUGGAUGUGCCCACACCUGAUCUGGAAGAGGCCAAGAUCAUGGAGACGAUCGAAUCGGAGCUCCACAAAUUCAGUGGAGCUAAUGGCCUCUCGCAUUCAUUCAACAAGAUCAAGAUUGAAGGUCCGUGAUGUUGCCCGUGAUCAUAUCUCGUGACGGAGACGACGAUCUGCGGAGAUAUUAUGCUUAUCCAUCUCCAGCCCCAGGGAACCUACGGUGGGGUUAUAGCACUCCUUGCUUGCAAUCUCUAGCUGCAGGCUUGACUAGGAUCCACGAGUAGAAAGAGGUUAGUAAUUGUGAUGCGAUUCUAAUAACCGAAUCCGUAUUAUCUGAAAGUGUAGCCAGUUCUUUUUCUAAUUAACCUAGCGACUGUAUCAUCUGCGACACGUUACUAUUUCAGUGCUUAUGGCAACUGGGAAGGAAAUGUGAUGUUUCCAGUCCUUCCGAGUAAGUUGCUGCCCUAAAUAUAUAUGUAACAGUGUAUGUAUAGCCUCUAGCUGCCUUUUGAUUGCAGUGGUAUAUAUCAAGUGCUGUACUCACUGCUAAGAAUGAAUCA